Messenger RNA from Ruditapes philippinarum (Manila clam), 2730 nucleotides. RefSeq lists its product as uncharacterized. Gene Ontology annotation, molecular function: protein binding. The record is from RefSeq and is a predicted model, not a curated record. The transcript has 8 exons. Lineage: Eukaryota; Metazoa; Mollusca; Bivalvia; Venerida; Veneridae. Bases 16 to 2151 code for a protein of 711 amino acids.
AUACAAGAGAAGACUAUGAAGACGCCGGACAAAACUCUUGAUUUGAUAAAUGCGGAUAAUGAAAUCAUAAACUCAAAAGGUGAAUCGAACGAAACAUAUCUUCACUUCAUAUCUGAAGAGUACUCUGGUGACGAAGACGCACCUGCUUUGAUACCAGUCAUAUUUCAAUUAAGCAACGCUGGAAUGGACGUGAACGCGACGGAUACGUCAGGAAAUACCGCUCUCCAUGUAGCUGCACAACGAGAUAAAACCAGAAAAUUGAUACGUGCUCUCCUCAUGGUUGGCGUUGACCCGCUAAUUAAAAAUUCAGAAAAGAAAACUCCAUUAAAACUUGCGAAACCAUUCCCGGAAAAUUUAAAGAUUUUGAAUUUCAUGUCACCAGGGUUAUGGAACGCCGUGGAAAGAAAUUCUGAAGAAAGGGUUAAGACGCUGACAUCUAACUGGUGUAAAGUAAAUGAGAAGAGAAAUCAAAUAACUAUGUUAGCACUUGCUGAAAAGAUUGGAAACGUCGAGAUAAGGAAGAUGCUCGCGAAAAUAGAAAAUACAAAUGCUUUUGUUCAUUAUGCUCUCGCUGGUGACAGGAAGAAAAUGAGACCUUUUUUCAAAAUACGCAAUGUUUCCGUAGACACGUUUUCUUCUUCUUACAUUGAUGAAGUUUCCGGGGAUUAUGUAAGUUUGCCGCUCGUCGGAGAAGUCGCACUUCUUGGAUUAACUAACGUCGUCAGAAAGCUCUUGCGAAAGAAAGCUUCUCUUAUUUUCUCUGUGUUGAAAACGCCGAUGUACUUGUAUGUAAUGCAACAUAUCAAGCCGAUUGAAGAAUUCUAUGAAAUGCUUGAAAUACUACUGGAUAAAGUGGACUUUAUACGAAAUAAAAGUGACACAAAUACAGUCCUCGAUGUUGCAUAUGACAAGAACCUACCUAUCAGCGUUCUUCGGACGAUGACGACGAAAGGCCUUGACCUUUUUCUUGCAGACGAUGACGGUCAUUUUCUGCGGGACAGAAUACUCCUGAAAAAUGCAACAGAAACUUCGAAAACUAUCGAGAAAGAAAUUGCUUAUGUUGAUAAAAUCGUCAUUGACAUGGCUAGCAACGGGUGUAUUGGUUUGCUACAAGGGCUAGUAGAAAGAAGUUACGAGUAUAUCGAUGUGGCUGUAGACGAAGUGGGCUCGGUGAAAAUCGGGCUAGCAAAAUCCCUGGGGGAUGCGAAAGCAGAAAAAUUUCUAAAGGAGGCAAAUGAUGUACAGAAAUGUUUCAGGCAGAUAUGUCACGUGAUUAUGAUAGGACAUUUAGCACAGGUGCAGAGUUUAUUGAAAGGGAACGUGAUAAAAGUCACCGACAGAAUGGGUCGUUCGUUAGUACAUCGUUCUGUUCUGUUUGAACGUCGCCACGUGCUUCGUUAUCUUCUAAAAGUCAAAGCGAGUCUGGCCAAUAGUUUGGACAACGCUGGAAGAUCACCCUUAUUUAUGGCCUGUGCCCUUGAAGAUGGAGAAGAUAUGGUAUUGGCCCUGAAGGCCAUGGGAUGUAAAAUGGACCUUCUAGAUAAGAAUGGUAUUUCACCAAGCGACAUUAAAGCAAUGACUCCAAAGGAGAAGAGAAAGUUGGUGAUGCAGGAGAGACAAACGGAUUAUGGCAUGGAUACAUACUUAUUCUUCAAGUAUUUUGACAUAAAAGAGGCAAUAAGGGCUGCAGAUCUGAGCAAAGUCGAAGAAAUCAGGGCACACAUCUACCGGGACAUUAUGACCAAUGAUAUCUCGGCUAAAAUGUACCAAACGAAUCCACCACAGAGGGACAUACUCCAGUUUGCAAUAGACGCUAGACGAGAUAAGAUAGCCAAAUAUCUCCUUACAAUGGGAAUGGCCUGGGAUGUUAAGUAUAAGCAAGGCGAUGAGGAGAUGACCCUGCUUGAAGCGGCGAGGAAGUAUAACAUGCAAGCUGUCAUAGGGUACAUCCAGUAUCAGUCUGAGAAAAUAGAACAGCACAAGAAGCUUAUAAAAAAGUUGAAGAGUAAAGGUGUUGUGAAAAAUGUGAAGAAUGUCAAGACGUCAAAUGAUAAACAAAACACGGAGGAGGACAGCACCAAUGUUGAUACUGAAGCACCAGCUGAAGACACGGAGGAAAUAGAAGAGAGCAAGACAUGUACUCUUCAAUGACAGAAAAUAAAUGUACAUCAGAUUAUCGUUACCCAAAAACAUAUGAUAUAUUAUUGCUUCUGUAUAAAAUAAGGCUUAAAGAUUAUUUUUGACGUGUUGCACUAAUUACUGAUUAAUUAAUAAUGAAGCAGUGAUGUGGGUUAGUUUUAAUGUCUGUUUGCUUUAUUAUAUCAGCACCAAUUAAUUGUUCUUAACAUUUUUGACAUGCCUAUCAGCUUAUAAUCAUUGUUAGACAAAUUCGAUAUAAAUAAGACAAUUGAGGUUACUAGAAUUGAAAUCAAUUCAAUAUAAUUUAUGUUUUUGUACUGUUCGGCGUUUUAUGCAAACGGACACUUUAACUGUAUUAUUGUCACAUAAAAGUUAAAAAAAACUACAUGCAUUGAGGGCAUCAAGUGCCCCUCCUGGCAGAAUAUCUCAAGAACACGGACCAACAUCUAAUGUGCGCAAAAAUAUAUAUUCUGUAAGCUUAUUUGAUAGCUUUAUUACACAAAAGAAAAAUCAACAUCCAUUUGAACUUAAAGCAGUGACGGACCCCAGACUGCAAUCCAAGGUCGUUAACGAGCCGUCCUUGUAUGUCAU